Molecule: messenger RNA, 763 nt
Organism: Cololabis saira (Pacific saury)
Lineage: Eukaryota; Metazoa; Chordata; Actinopteri; Beloniformes; Belonidae
Product: N-alpha-acetyltransferase 40-like
Cellular component (GO): nucleus
Molecular function (GO): histone H2A acetyltransferase activity; histone H4 acetyltransferase activity; protein N-terminal-serine acetyltransferase activity
Source: RefSeq, a predicted model, not a curated record
AAUAGAGCUGCGUUUGUCCGGGGAGACGGAUAAGAGACUCUGCACAAAGAUGGGGAGAAAGUCUAACAGAGCAAAAGAGAAGAAGGCUCGGCGUCAGGAGGAGAGGGCGGCCAUGGACGCAGUGUGCGCCAAGGUGGAAUCAGCCAAUAAGCUUGAUGACCCACUGGAGGCCUUCCCAGCCUUCAAAAAGUACGACAGAAAUGGGCUGAAUCUGCAGAUAGAGUGCAAGAGAGUGACUUCCCUCAACCCUCUGUCUGUGGAGUGGGCCUUCGAACUCACCCGCGCCAACAUGCAAACACUAUAUGAGCAGAGCGAGUGGGGGUGGAAGGAGAGGGAAAAGAGGGAGGAGAUGAACAACGAGAGGACGUGGUAUCUGCCGGCUCGUGACGCUGACUCGGCCCCUGUGGCCUUCUCUCACUUCCGAUUUGACGUGGAGUGUGGUGAGGAGGUUUUAUAUUGCUACGAGGUCCAGCUAGAGAGCAAAGUACGGAGGAAAGGGCUCGGCAAGUUUCUUAUCCAAAUUCUACAGCUCAUCGCUAACGGUACACAAAUGAAAAAAGUCAUUGUCUUCAAACACAACCACGGGGCUUACCAGUUCUUCAGAGAAGCUUUACAGUUUGAAAUUGACAAGACCUCACCGAGCAUGUCCGGUUGCUGCGGCGACGACUGCUCCUACGAGAUCCUCAGCAGGCGGACCAAACACGCCGUGGCUUUGGCGGGCCACACCCACGGCGGUGGCCACUGCGGCGGCUGCUGCCACUAA